Molecule: messenger RNA, 4545 nt
Organism: Ectocarpus sp. CCAP 1310/34
Lineage: Eukaryota; Phaeophyceae; Ectocarpales; Ectocarpaceae
Source: the annotation of a GenBank genome assembly
CCCCGCGGCUGUGUCUAACGCCAUGUGGACGGGCGUGUGGGUGAAGGACAUCCUCGAGCACGUGGGCAUCAAGUCCUUCGAAGAGGGGGGGAAGCACGUCUGCUUCAUCGGGGCCGACAAGCUUCCGAACGGGUACUACGGGACAUCCAUCCGCCGCGAGGUGUGCAUGGACGAAACCGCGGACGUGCUUCUGGCGUACAAGAUGAACGGCAAGGAGCUGUCCCCUGACCACGGCUACCCCAUCCGGCUAAUCGUGCCGGGGUACAUCGGCGGACGCAUGAUCAAAUGGCUCACUGACAUCGAGGUGACUGACCUGGAGAGCGACAACCACUACCACUACUUCGACAACCGAGUGCUUCCUUCGCAGGUUGACGCGGAGAAGGCGGUGGCGGAGGGCUGGUGGUACAAGCCCCCCUACAUCAUCAACGAGCUCAACAUCAACAGCGCCAUCGUCUCUCUCACCUCCGCCGAGACCACCUACACCGUCUCCGGCUACGCGUACGGCGGCGGCGGGAUCGCCCUUACGCGGGUGGAGGUAUCGCUCGACGACGGCAAGACGUGGGAGCUGGCGGAGCUGUCCAUCCCGGAGAAGCCGCGCCACAUGGGGCGGUACUGGUGCUGGGUCUUCUGGGAGUUCAAGGUCGACGUCCUCAGGCUGAUGAAGUGUGAGGAGAUCGUGUGCCGCGCCUGGCAGGGGCAGAACACCCAGCCGCAGAACAUCACCUGGAACCUUCUGGGCAUGAUGAACAACUGCUGGUUCCGCUGCAAGGUCCACCCUACCAGGGAUGACAGGGGGGCCCUUGCCCUCACCUUCGAGCACCCCACCAUGCCCGGCCCUCAGCCGGGUGGCUGGAUGGUCAAAGGAGGCGGGGGGGUAGGGGGCGUGGUGGCCAAGGCGCCGCCGCCGAAGACCUCCUCGAAUGGGAAGUCUUUCAACCUCAAGGACGUCCACAAGCACGACCACGAGGACGACUGCUGGAUCGCCGUGGACGGGAAGGCUCACACGCACUCUCUCUCUCCGCUGUGCCUGGGCCAGGUGUACGAUGUGACCGACUUCCUCGACGACCACCCCGGUGGGGGGGAGUCGAUCACCAUCAGCGCCGGGCAAGACAGCUCCGAGGAGUUCAACGCCCUCCACUCAGACAAGGCGCGGGCCAUGCUCCAGGACUAUUACAUCGGCGACCUGGACAGCAGCGUCGCUAAGCCAGAGAAGAUCGUCGAUGAGGAGCAGCUAGUUGCCCUCAACACCCGACAGAAGCUGGCGGUGCCCCUCAUCGAGAAGGAGGUUCUUUCGCACAACUCCCGCCGCUUCCGCUUCGAGCUCCCCACGAAGGACCACAAGCUCGGCCUGCCCAUCGGCAAGCACUUCUUCGUGUCCGGGAGGUGGAAUGGGGAGUUCGUCAUGCGGCCGUACACCCCGGUAACCGGGGACGAAGUUUCCGGCUACGUGGACCUCGUCAUCAAGGUGUACACCCCGAACGACAGGUUCCCCAAGGGCGGGAAGAUGUCGCAGAUGCUGGACGCCCUCGACAUCGGCGACACGAUCGACAUCAAGGGUCCGGUGGGGGAGAUCGUGUACCUCGAGCCCGGGCAGUUCCUCAUCAAGGGCAAGCCCAGGAACGCCAACAAGCUCGCCAUGCUCGCGGGCGGGACCGGUAUCACUCCGAUGUACCAGGUCAUCAAGGCGGUGCUCAGCGACCCCGCGGACAAGACGUUGUGCAGCCUGAUCUACGCCAACCAGAUGGAAGAGGACAUCCUUCUCAGGGACGANGGGGGGGGGGGGGGGGGGGGGGGGGGGGGGGGGGGGGGGGGCUCCCUGGACGCCUUGGCCAAGGCGAACCCGGACAGGUUCAAGCUGUGGUACACGCUCGACAGGCCCAGCGGCGACUGGAAGUACGACAAGGGCUUCAUCUCGAAGGACAUGUGCGAGGCGCACCUCCCCGAGGCGUCGCCGGAGACGAUCGCGUUCAUGUGCGGACCGCCGGCCAUGAUCAAGUUCGCCUGCAUCCCAAACCUGGCCAAGAUUGGCUACGGCAAGGACGACUGCAUCAGCUUUUAGACAUCUUCUAGACUUGUGGAAGCCAUUAACGAAAACGACGACGCGUGGAAGCAUAAUUCAUUACGGAAAAAGCCGCGUGUUAGUUAGGCGGGGGGGGGGGGGGGGNNNGGGGGGGGGGGGGGGGGGGGGGGGGGGGGGGGGGGGGGGGGGGGGGGGGGGGGGGGGGGGGGGGGGGGGGGGGGGGGGGGGGGGUGGAGGUGUUCGCCAGAGGCAAAAAUAUCCGUCUCGCGUUGUGAAGGAAGCAGUUGGAAGGAGGAGAGAGGGACGAAAAAUACCUUCGCUUUCUGAGGGAACUUUAUUGAUUUUUGUUGCGUAGCCCAGUGUUUGACGGGAAGGCUCCAGAAGAAAAAGUACCGAAGCGGAGACCCUUCUUGACCUGGAAGAAUGACAAGCCGUACGUAUCUAUGUAUGACUGCAUGCCAUGUCAGACCUACAAGAGUGCUCGUUUUGAUUGUUUUUUUUGCGGGGGGCGAGUGUUUCGGUGACGCGCGUUUUUAUUGCGCAUGAUGGUGAUUGAGGCUACGCCCUUCCGCGUUGUGAGCUGGCGAUGCCGCCCGCCGUGCUCAACUCGCUUUGGCUAGACAGACGGAGGGGUUUGUGGACGGACGGAUGCUUGGUAUUUUGCCGCUCAAGCGAAGCAUGCGCAAGCACUUUUGGCACUUUUGCCUGUUUCCCGGGAGCAAAGAAAGCGAGGGGUUGUUUUCGCUGUGAGGAGGAGGACACCAAGGAGUAUAUCAAAACCAUAGACGGGUGUAGGCUGGAUCGAUCGUUAACAUGCUCGUGCCCGACAGCGUGCCAUAUGGCGUAUGUGGAGACCGCGGUCGAUGGGGAGGGGGAGGGGGCGGGGGGUAUGCUGUUUUGUCUUUUCGGCUCUCGUACGAUGUCAGGGGGCCGGCAAUAGACUGGUGGCUUGGUGGUGGGAACAUAUUCUUUUCCUAGGAUAACGAUCAACGCCCUUGCAAGUUUCGGUGUGCUGUACGGAGAACACGAAAGGAGUACACACAAGAUUGACGGACGGGGGCGUGUUUUCCCAAGGGACUAGCAUAGCCAGUACAGGGGCGCGACGCGGGCACGUUUUGCUCCCUGCAUACGGCACCUACCUAAUGAUAGGCGUGGCCACCUGCCCAAGGUUCCUGGGUUAUGUAUUGUGGCACACCCUCGAGACCUGUAGCUGGAAAUCUUGCCUCUGCCGUCGUCACGUUCGGCAGUCAAGCCUGUUUUCUUCGUUUCACGUAUUUUUUCUUCCUUUUGUACAUCCAACGAUUUUUUUUACUUCUUGUAUAAGUUUGGCGUGGCAGUGCCCGUCCGUCCGUCGAGAGCGACCAAAGGAACGUAACAGAGGAAUCCAAUAGUGGUGGGUCAUGAUUUGCAGUAUCGCGAUUCACAGCAGUAGAUACCAACUUAGGGGUUGGUAGUGCGUUCGAACAGCGUAACAAGUGUAGCUUGGUGUGCGGGCACUCAUCAUCAGACCGACGCAUGGGCCUUUUAGUGCGCCCGUCGUUUGACGGCAUGUUUUUUGCUCUGUAACGGAGGGAUGGAUUGAUGCGUGGUGUGACCCAUGGUUGAUUUCGGUCUUCGAAAACCGGUGCGCGGAUCGACUUGCUUUCGUGAAGCAUUUCUGGCAGUUAGGACUGACUGCGGCUCGCUGCUUCUUUUUUUCCCUGUACGCUUUUAUGAGUCUUGUUCCUGUUGCCGGGAUGUGGACUCUGUGCCUUCUUUUUCGCCCAUUACGCGGGGGGAGUGGGUAGCGAUCCAGCAAUAUCUGCAGGAGGAACCGUCGGUGCCAGAGAAUACAGGUGUCAAUGAAGGGCCCAAUGUUGUUGAGGAAUUUUUCCUCGACAUCUUCGCACACCAGCAAGGACCGUUGUCGGCGCUCCGGUCGAAAAUUGUAUGUGAGAAAAAUGCUAGAUUCCCUUCAAGUAAGCUCGAUCGAUGGUGGUGCCGGUAUUGUCGGGCGUAAUGAAGUAUGUACAACGCCGGAGGGGUUUCUCUUCCCUCUCUCAAAAGACAGCGCGCAGGCCUGGUGUAUGUGUGUUUAACCCGAUAUGACUUGUAGAAAACGUGUACAUCACGUGUUUUUGGACGGUGUGUACUGGAAGAAUUAAUGGAUAAACGUAUUCAAGCCAGCUCAAUUCAACUCAAUACCGCACGUACCUUUUGUACGAGUCCAGCCACCUACCUACGUGUGUCCGUUCUUAUCGUGUCGGGGCGGCAUGCAUGGUGGUUCUGGUGUUUGGGCGCGAUGAUUAUGGUGGUUUAUUUCCGCGGCUAGAAUGUUCCAUCAUGCCGCCUUUCAUUGUAAGCCUUGUUUUCGCGCCCUAGGAACGGAUGUGAUGGAUGAUGAGGACGGACGGCGACGAAUGAACUCAUUGAUUGGUGACAACAAUGCCUGACGUAGUAGUAGUAGGCAUUACGAUGUGGCAAAAAUAAGAAUGGUUUCCUUUCCUUGCCUUCUCCCCUCAGGCUGGGUGCGUUCCCCUCGAGCC